This is a messenger RNA of Porites lobata, 4798 nucleotides long. Lineage: Eukaryota; Metazoa; Cnidaria; Anthozoa; Scleractinia; Poritidae. The record is from the annotation of a GenBank genome assembly.
UCAUUUGGUUGCAGGAAGAAGCGCUUUAAGGCUGAAAUUCAAGUUCGCUAUCACGAUCAGGACACUGCAGUGAGAAGGAGCGAAAAGCUUAUUACCGGUAAUGGGCUGUAUUAAUGUGACUAAUGUUGAUAAGCAAGAUGGUCACGACGAUUUCAACGUGGAUGUAGGUGAUUUGUGCUGAGGAUUUCGAUGUCAGCGAUGAGCCAGCAAUAUCUUCAUCUGUAAGCUUAAAUACUCGUCAUUAUGAAAGAUUGCAAAGAGCAGAAGAUACAUGGGCUAAGUUACGGCAAGCUGCUCUUUCGACCACUUUCUAGAAGGAAGGUUCGUUUGUGAACAGCACGUUACUGAGGUGUCACUUCUGUGACUCGGAAAGUGGCAUUUGUCGUUCCUUGGACUGUAGUGCAACAGCAAAGUUUUGUGAAUUUUGUGCUACAUCAAUGCACACCGAAGUAAAUAUUCUCCAUAGUGUGGAAAUUCUUAAGGUACGUAAGUUGGUCUGAAGGUUUCCACAACAGAGUAGAUUCGUAGCUGCCAGACUCUUAAUUACCUGCUUCACCCGGCUGCUUUAAAUCUUUGUACUUGUAAAGCUGAUGUUUAUAAGCUUAAAAUAGCCCCAGAUUUUAUUUGUCAUUUUUCAUCUUUGAACUAUGUUGCUUGUCAGUUAUUACAAUGUCUUUUAACUGGAGUAUUUACCAAAUGUUAAUAUCUGCAGUAGCAGGCCAGGUUUUGCUUUUAGAUCCUUAAAUUAUGUGCAUUAGAAGCUCAUGGUUUCCUUGGUUGUUAUUUUUUUUUAGUAUUAAUGAAGCUAUAUCGUGCUUACAUUGUAAAUUACAAUCACUUUUGACCACCUUGCCAGAUCAGAGAUUAGUUUCUCUGAGAGCAAAGCAAACAAACGUUAAGCUCGGCAAGAUAGGAUCGGAGAAAACUAAUAUCAUUCAUGUGUAUCGCUUAAAUUAAGGAUCAUGCAGGGGAGUUUUAAAUCAAAUCACUUUGGUUUAUUAAUCUAUUUAAACACUAAAACAAAAUGACCUGUUAGUCAAUUAAUUAAUGUUUGAAUUUUUAUUCUUGGUUUAAUACAUGAAGUGCCAUAUACUAUCAUGACUUAUUGUUAUUCUAGGAGGAGAAUAUAAUUAUAUAUUUCCCUUUGAUCUUAGCAAGAACCCUGGUGCUGAACGGACAUCAGUGCCCAUCUGUUCAUUUUCGUAAUGUUUCUACCGUAGAUUCUCGAGGUAAGGAAAAAGUCUUUUUAUGUGUCAACCCCAUGCAUGAUCUAGUAAAGCAGAUCAGAUGUAGCUCUAAAGCUGUUUUUUGUGUUUGUUCAAUAUAUAUGUAUGCGACUUUGCUUGUAAUUAGUUAAACAUGUAAUGGAAAAAUGUACAGUAUAACACUAAGCAGUAUGCAAUUUUAUAUUAACAAAAAUGUCAGACAUGAUGUACAUCCCUAAUAUUAAUGUACACAAAGACGGAAUAGACGUACUGAACCAUAGAAGAAAAAUGUAAUUUUAUUGUGACCAACAGUCAACCAACAGGCAACCUGACAGUGGGCCAACUGUUUAUCAACUGUCGAUCAACAAUUGGUCGACAGAUCUAGAUACAAUGCAUACCAUGGGUAUGAAUUGUCAUGAAAGUACUUAUAUAUAUAUUAGCCUGUUGUUUGGCUACUUGGUUUUUAUUGUUUUCUCUGAUUUAAUCUGGUGCCUAUGGUGUAUUAAUUAUCUUUGACAUGUAUGCAAGUGUUUAUAUAUGUGCACUGAUCUGACUGCAAUUGUUGUUUAACAAUUACUCAUAUAGCAUGAACAUCAGUUAAUAUCCCUUUUGUUUUUUCUUUCUUACAGGAUUUCAAGUGGUUGUUGCUGCUCAGUUUGUAGUUGUGAACCUGAUUUUUUACGUCUACUUAGGUUCAAUUUUUGGGUGCGAGACUUAUUUAAUAAGUAAGACUUAUUUAAUAUAAUAUUAUAGUAAUAGACUAGUUGUUUCCUUAUAUAUUAUUCAGUGAAGUGGAGGUGGCUUGUGAAUAUUUAGCGAGCUGCAUUUGAAGUGCUAGGUUAGGUGAAUAGUAUUGUUUUACUAUGUACACACUGUGCUAAAACAAUUACAUGAUAUAUAAUUGAGCUCACGAAUGAAACAGAAUUUAAUUGCCAUCUUUGUGAACGUCCAGAUCACAGCUUCUUCAUUAUAAAUAUGGUAGCAGAAUAACUGGUGUGAAUAAGCACUGGGUGGUUUGAGUAGCCAAACAAAGAGCAAAAAGCACCAAUUAUAUCCAUUUGUUAAGUGUAUAAUGAUACUUACUGUCAGUAGUUGAUAUUUUUAUGUCACAGCUGGUCUCUCCUAUAUAAAGAUGAAGCGAAGCUCCUAGCUAAUCAUAGUGCUCUAUUUUCAAUAAUCAUCAAUGUAGUUAUGCUAAUGGUAUGUAUUAUGAUAUCAGUGGUUGACAUUACCUUAUUGUCGAUUGGUGGUUGGAUAGUUAUCACUGUAGAUGGUCAGUGAUUCGUCAAACCUGAUCAUGGUAUUGAUGCUACAUGUGUAUGAGAGGUGUGGCUGCACUGAGAAUAACCAAUGGGAUGUGAACUUUUUAUUACAACAUUCCUUUUGUAGACAUCUUUUAAGGGAGUUAUUACAUGUAACACUCUUUCCCAUGUGGUGACCUGUACAUUGUACUACUGCAUAGACAAUAUUUAACUCUGAUGGUUCACUAACCAUUAGGUUACUUCUCAGCAUUUUGUAUUGUAUUGUCAUUUUGAAUCAGGCUGGAACGCGUUUUAUUUGAAUUGGAGAACACAGAUGGUGUAAGUCAGCGCUGUACCACUUCUUGUGUGGAGUAUACAACGGUAUGAGAUGCUGCUUGUGACAGAAGCAAAAAGGUGGCAUUGGUCGAUCUGCAUACUAAAGUUAUUGAGCGGUGGUUCUUGUUGAGUUUGAUAUUAUUUGAUAUAUGAUAAAAAGUGUAAUCAUAACUAUAACAAAGUUCUCAAAUCUGACUGGCUAUCAACUGUCCUGAUUUCAAGGACAGUACGCACCAUCACGCGCGCGCUUAAAUGUUUUUUUUUUUUCGUUGCUAGCCGAAAAAAGAUUGGAAUUUCUUGUGUUUCGAUUUAAAAAAAGAGCCUUAUAUAUCACAAGUUUUGUUAAAGUUAUGAUUAAUUUUUAACAGAACUUCCUGUGGUCCAAUUUGGUCUGUAAUCAUGCUCAUGAUUAAACAAAUCAAACUCCCGCAACUCGGUCCUCCGAUUUUGUUAAGCACUCGUAUGAUUACAGACCGAAUUGGACUCCACUCAGUCGUGUUACCAUUACUAAUUGUUGCGGUUAUGAUUCCAAGCUGCUAGAACGCAUUCUUGAGAAACAAGGACAUGGUCCGUUUUCAUGAAACGUUUGAUUUUAGUGACCCAUUAAAAGCAGUGUCUUUAUGAUUUCUUUAAACCUGCCAUCACGGCGCUAUCAACGUAGUACAGUUUUGCUUUGUCGAAAAUAUAGGCCAGGGCAUAAAAUAACUUGCUAGUCCUGAUGCUUUUUAGCCUCCCACGCAGGCGUUUUUAGGGGAGCUCGUAUUUCUUCCCUCCCCACAAACGCCUGCUCAACUGAAGACAACAUUCCUUUCCCAAGCUUAGCCAAUCACAUUGUACUUUCCAAAUUCUGGAAAGUUGACCUUGACCGCAAGGUAAUCUGAUAAUUACUCGAUCUGCCUUAAACACUGGGAAAGCUUUCUGACCUGCAAUAAAUGUUAGAUUCAGAGCGGCAAAAAUAAGAUUUAGUCAAAAUUCAGAAUACUCCGUGCACUGCAUAACCUUAGCGAAGGAAAGAAAAGAAGGAAAACGGUAACUCUAGGGUCACGUUCGGUCGUGUUUAGCCUGUCAACACUUUAUUGCACAAUUGUUUAUUGGUCACUUACCACGCAAAUAAAACAAUGAGAAAGGAAUGUUGUUUUCCGUUGAGCAGGCGUUUGUGGGGAGGGAAGAAAUACGAGUUCCCCUAAAAACGCCUGCGUGGGAGGCUAGAUGCUUUUGGGCUCGAGGACUAGACAAGUGUCAGGAAUUUCCCGUCUUAACAUUACGGGGUUUUGUCUUUUCACUUACUGUUUGAUUUUAUCUUUUUCUUGGUUUUUUCUUGGAACUGUCUUCUGUCCUUAUCACUUAGAUGGCCAUGACCUUUCCAAACGGCUUUCCAAGCAAAUUUGUCCAGCAACAAAGAGCAUGCGAACCGCUCUAGAUAAAUUCAACAACCUAGAAUGCAGUAAUGCUUGCCCAUUCCCACGCUCCUUGGAGUUCGAUCAAGUGAAGAACCCGGAAGCAGACGUUUGGUUACGAUCGGAGUUUGUUGGUUCUGACUCGCCAGUACCCAUAACCGUUAGACGUAGAGCAAUCGAUCUGUACCAUCUGCUGGAUAGAGCUAAAGAAGAGGUGACCUUACUUCAGGAAGAGAUGAGAAACGUAGUUGAACACUUCAGCGGGCAGCACGCGACGUUUUCCAGUUCGUUAAAAGAUGCCACGAUAUCUCCUUUGUCCUUAGAGGAGUUAGGGAAAAAUAUAUUUCCGAAAAUGAAACUGGUGUCUUUGGAGGGACAGCUUUUAGAGGUGAAAAGAGUUUUCCAAGGUCACAUCGGAGAAGUCCCUCUCCCGAACUUAAUUUUUGAUCGAAACAGUAUUCCGUUACAGGACGAUGAAAACGAGGCUGACGAAGUGUCUGAGUUGUUGCUAACCCUCCCGGAAACAGAGGAGGAUGAAGUGGACAGUGAAAAAGAAUGCGAGAGCGAUUAUGACGAUACCGACAGCACUUUUUUUAGUUCUUCGGGAAUAUUGCUUUAA